Perkinsus marinus ATCC 50983 is the source of this 636-nucleotide messenger RNA. RefSeq lists its product as hypothetical. Bases 1 to 636 code for a protein of 211 amino acids. The transcript is spliced from 3 exons. NCBI's taxonomy places the organism in Eukaryota, Perkinsozoa, Perkinsida, Perkinsidae. The record is from RefSeq and is a predicted model, not a curated record.
AUGUGGAGAAACCGCAUACUAGAACAGCAGCUGGCAGAAGAACGCCAGAGUGCCCUCGGCAAAUCUGAUGUCAUCACCUCCACUGUGGCCCAGCGACUCGAUACUCUCGAGGCUGGUCUCCGAGCGGUCCAGAUGCAUAAUCGUAAUCCUGUUGAUACGGUUUCGGCCCCUGUACUGGUCAACGGCCAAUGGUACACUGUUCACGCGGUGGAGGCGGCAGAGCUAGUGCCUGAUGAAGGCGCGAUAUACGUUGACGAGGCUGUGGACGCUUUGGCCGACGUUGACUCUGUGGUCAACUGUGCAUCGCAGGACGACCCUUCGGCGCCACCGCCGAUUCAACCACAGUAUAGUAUGGGAGAACUCCUCGCUCCAGAGGCACUCAGCCCAUUCGAUGACUUUCCAAGAGCAACCUAUUCGGACGAAAAUAAGGACGGGUGGCUAAGUCGGAACCCGUCGGUCGGUCUCUUCGACUUGGGCAACGGCACGGCUGAGCCCCGACCCAAGGCUGUUGUAAGCGAGUCAUUAGAAUCCAUGAAACUUCCUCGCGUUAUUUUGGACAACUUCGAUCGGACGCUGCAGGGAUCCCCAUCUGUGAGAACUACAGCGCCUGGCAACGCUACUCUUGUUGUUGCCUGA